AUGAAAUCCAAGCGACCCGGUCAAGAUUCUUUUCUUUCCUAUUUAUUUGAUUUUCAAUCUAAUAAGAAUGCAAAAAAAAAAGAUUCCAUAUCGCGUACAAGUUCAACUUUACAUCGAACAUUUGAUUCACGUGAUGCGUCAUCAAAUUUAGAUACAUUUUUAAAUUAUCGAAGUGCAAUCGAUAAACAAACAAAAACUUCUAUUGUGAAUAUUAAACAUUCACAUAAUAAUAAUGAUUUAAUCAUUAAUGGUUUUCUAUUUGAUCGACAAUUGUUUCAACCAAUGCGUUCGUCGUAUAUAAGUGAUUAUGAAAAUACACCAGAAGAUCUCAAACUCAACGUUGAAGGUCAUAGUAAAAUAUCAACAUGUUCAUCAUUAGAUGCUCAUCUAUUUAAAUCAGCAUUUAUUAUGACAUUAUCGGAUGGAUAUGUUGAUAAAGAACUUCUACUUGAAUAUUGCCCCCGUGAAGAUAUGAAUGUAAAUAUUCUUGAAGAACUUUCACAUUAUAAACGAUUUUGUUUUCCUGAAUUAAAUUCUACACCAAAAAAUAGUGAUGAACUCUUAAAUGACCAAUCAACAUAUAUUUUUACACGAACGCAUUCAAAUGGACAAAUUGAAUAUGGUUACUGUCGACGAUUGAUCAAGACUCAUAAUCAUAUAACAAGUUUUCCACUUGUAUUUUGUAUUGUUUCAAUUUAUCCAUAUUUUCAAUUGUACGAUGCUAUUCUAGCAGAAUUAACUACAGUCUAUACAUUCAAUGAAACUCAAUGUAGUAUUUUAAUGCAAUCAUUCUAUUCGAAACCAUUACCUGUUCCUACGCAAAAUUCAUCGGGUAUAACAUGUGUACUCAAUGAUUAUCGCAUAUUUUUUUAUCAAUGCCCACGUGAUGAUCGUCUAAAUCAUGAUUAUUUUUCUACAUUACUUUCAUCGUUAUCACCCAAGCAUAUUGUUCAUUUAUUUGAAUCUAUGCUAUGUUCAAAAAGUAUCUUAGUUUUUUCACGUUGUCCAUCAAAAUUAUCAAAAUGUUGUCUUGCAAUUUCAUUUCUAAUCUAUCCAUUUAUAUGGCCUUAUCCUUUAGUUUCCUUAAUGCCAUCAUCAUGGCUAUGUGAUUUAGUUGAUUCUCCAUGUCCAUUCAUAUAUGGCUGUUUACAUGAAACGGUACGUGACACACAAUUAACAUUCGAUCAUGAUACAAUACAAGUUGAUCUAGACUUGAAUAAAAUCAAAGCUUCAACAGAAACUAGCUAUUUAUUACCAGUUGAUCUUCGACAGACGUUCGAAUCCUCACUCGAGUACAUAAGCAAAUACCGUGUAAUGAAAUUAAAUGCAAAUUUAAUUAAUAUAGCUGUUAGUGAAGCAUGUUUACAUGUGUUCAUAGAAUUACUUUACCGUUUACCAGAUUUUGGUAAACAUGAGAAAGCUCCAGCAAAAAACAACGAUGAUAGAUUUUCAAUAUGUUUGAAUUAUUUUGAACAUCAUGAUAGUGGAAUAGAUCUUCAAUCGUUUGAAAAUGUUGAUUCACAAUCAAUAACAUCAAAUCAUGAAGAUAAACGAAACGAAAAUCGAUUUGAUUAUAAUUUUAAUUUUGAUGAAUUUCUUAGUGCACAACCAGAAUCUUAUGUUUCAUUUCUUAAAAAAUUUAUUCAUGGAAUGAUAUUUUUAAAAUUUCUUGAUGAUUAUCAACGAAAUGAUAAUAGUAAUAAACAAGCAUUUUCACUUUUUUCUCAACGUUUAAUCGAACGACGUCGAAUGAUAUUCGAUGUUUCAUCAAUGAGUUCAGUAAAUAGAUUUCGACAAACAUUUGAUUUAUUAGCAAAACAAAUUAAACAAGUGUCCAAACAAACGAAUCCAGCUUUUUCGAAAUAUCUUAAAAAUAUUUUGGAAUAG
Messenger RNA from Rotaria socialis, 1887 nucleotides. Lineage: Eukaryota; Metazoa; Rotifera; Eurotatoria; Philodinida; Philodinidae. The record is from the annotation of a GenBank genome assembly.